Molecule: messenger RNA, 1384 nt
Organism: Cyprinodon variegatus (sheepshead minnow)
Lineage: Eukaryota; Metazoa; Chordata; Actinopteri; Cyprinodontiformes; Cyprinodontidae
Product: major histocompatibility complex class I-related gene protein-like
Exons: 6
Coding region: 32-1075 (347 amino acids)
Biological process (GO): immune response
Cellular component (GO): external side of plasma membrane
Source: RefSeq, a predicted model, not a curated record
GCCAUCUGCUUUUUCCAACAAAAGAAAGAUUAUGAACUUGUUUUUGUUUUAUCUUUUCUGCCAGUUUUUAUCAGCAGAGAAACACUCUUUGAAGUUUCUAAUGACCGGAUCUUCAGGACUCUCUAACUUCCCAGAGUUAGAAAUUACUGUGAUGGGAGACGAUAACUCAGUUGCAGUUUGCGACAGCCGCAACAAAUCAAUAAAGCACAAUUAUGACUGGGUUGAUAAAUUUCUCAAAGACGACCCUGGGCUACACGACUGGUUCAACUUGCAGUGUUUUGCACAACUGCCAUACUUUAGAGAUUAUAUGUCUGCUUUGAAGAAACAAUUCAGACAACAAGAAGGUGUCCAUUUUUUACAGUUGAUCAGUUCCUGUGAGACAGAUGAGGAGACUCAGAAUGUUAAUGCUGUUUUACUGUAUGGUUAUGAUAAAGAAGAUUUAAUUGCGCUGGAUUUUAAGACUCUGACUUGGAUUGCUCUAAAACCAGAAGCCAUACCAUUUAAAAGGGUAUGGGACACUGAAAGAGAGAGGAUUUUGCUCGACCAGAGAAUUCUUAUGCAGAUGUGCCCUGAAUGGGUGAAGAGAGGCUUGAAAACAGGGAAGGACUUUCUGCUGAGAACAGAGCAUCCCUCCUUGUUUCUGCUGCAGAAGACUCCUACUAGUCCAGUUACCUGCCACGCUACAGGCUUCUAUCCUAAAAGAGCCCUGAUGUUCUGGAGGAAAGAAGGGGAAGAGAUUCAUGAGGACGUGGAACAUGGAGAGAUCCUUCCAAACGAUGAUGGGACCUUCCAGAUGAGAGUUUACCUUAACAUCUCUUCAAUCAGUCUUGAAGACUGGAAGCGAUAUGUCUGUGUGUUUCAACUCAUAGACAAAGAGGAAAAAAUUAUCCAACUUGAUGAAGCAGAAAUAAGAACCAACAGAGAGAGACCCAGUAACUCAACAAUCCUCAUCAUAGCUGUUGUGUUAUCAUCUGUUCUGGCUUCCAUUUGGGCUGCUGGAUAUGUGGCCUAUAAAAAGAAAACAGUUCCUGAGAGGAGGUUGGAGCUCACUGAGACGCUGAACCCAGAGACUUGAUCAACAAACAGUUGCCUGGUGUGGGGAUGUCUGUGUCUGUGAAAUAGUGCAUUCUGUACAUGCAUAAUAGAGGGAUUUGUUUUGCAGACCAGAUAGGCGAUGAGUUAAACCAAGUUCUUUACUUUUCUAAAACCUGUUUCUUUUCUCCACAGAUCAGAUUCAAAUGAAAACUUACUAAACCUGAUUUGAUCUUAUCAUAGUUUCACUUUGCACCAGGCAAAACUAUUCAGUAGAUGAAACUUUAAGAUUUCAUGAUGGGUAUUAAUGACAUAUUAUAAAGAGACCAAAGAUUUGUGGCUGAAGACAGAA